ACAUCGCAACGGGGGAGAGCUCAAUCGCUAUUCCGUACAAGGUCUUGGCCACAUCUCACUUUCUUCCAUAAUCUCAAAACCUUAUCCCAAACAAGGCCAAGACAUUCGGGUGUUCUUUCCUCAUCUCAAACCAAAUAGCCUGAACCAGUUUCCUCAUCGCUCAGCAUGGCUGAAUCACUCCUUUUCGGCAUCGCACAGGGCGUGCUGAGGAAGAUAGCAUCGCCGGCGCUCCAAGAAGCUGUCGCUAUUUACAACAUUGAACAUCAGAUCCGCGAGCUUAGAGAGACGUUGAUUGCUAUUAAGGCAGUGUUGUCAGAUGCUGAGGUGCAGAAGGCGAAGAACGACCGUCUGCAAGUGUGGUUAGAUCGGCUUCAACAUGUAUUUUACGACGCGGAGGAUGUGCUCGAUGAGAUCGAAUGUGAAGCAUUACGGAAGCAGGUUAUAAGUCGCUAUGGGAGUGUCAAAGGGAAGGUACGCCGCUUCUUCUCCAUCUCUAAUCCACUCAUGUUCCGUGUGAAAAUUAGUCAUAAAAUCAAGGAGAUUCGGGAAAGGUUGUCCAAGAUAUCCACUGAAAAAAAUCAAUUCGAUCUUAAUAUGCGGAGUGCUGACAAUGGUGUGGGACAUAUGUCAUCACGAAAAAUGACUUACUCAUUCAUAAACAAGUUGGAUGUCAUAGGGAGAGAUACUGAUAAAGAAAAAAUAAUUGAGAUGUUGAUGCAGCCAGAUGACAAGAACCUCUCAGUGCUUCCCAUUGUUGGAAUAGGAGGUAUGGGCAAGACAGCCCUAGCUAAAUUAGUUUAUAAUGAUGACAGGGUGAAAGAGCAAUUUGAGUUGCGACUAUGGGUGUGUGUACCCGAGGACUUUGAUUUAAAGAAAACUAUUGAAGGAAUUAUCAAAGAUGCAUCUCGUCAAGAUUUGAGUAACUUUGAUAUUCAACAAUCGCAAAACUUUCUACAAGACAUCAUCAAAGACAAGAAAUUUCUACUAGUCUUGGAUGAUGUUUGGAGUAAUGACCGCAGUAGAUGGAAAGAAUUGAGAAAUUUGCUAACUAGAGGAGCUAGUGAAAGUAAGAUAAUUGUGACUACUCGUAGUGUAGAAGUUGCUUCUAUUAUGGGUACCCAUCCGGUGUAUAAUCUAAAAGGUCUUUCUCAUGAAGAUUCUGUGGCCUUAUUCAAAAAAUGGGCAUUUGACGAAACGGAAAAGAAGCCACGUCCUUACCUUUUAGCCAUUGGAAAUGACAUUGUCAAAAAAUCUCAAGGAGUUCCUCUCCUUGUGAAAACUCUAGGGAGCCUUUUGUAUUCAAAGGAUGACGAUGGGCAUUGGAAACAUGUAAGGGACAGUGAAACAUGGGAGUUAGUGGAAGCAAAAAAGGACAUUGUGCCAGUACUCAAGCUUAGCUAUGAUCAUUUACCAUCCCACUUAAAACGUUGUUUUGCAACAUUUUCACUUUUCCCCAGAGGAGUUCAAAUGAAGGGCCCUGCUUUAGCUAGGUUAUGGAUGGCUUUAGGACUCAUUAGUUCAAAAAGGGAAAAAUUAGCAUUGGAAAAUGUUGGUAUUGAGUACAUCAAAGAGUUUUGGAAGAGAUCUUUGAUCCAAGAAGUUGAGGAGUGUGGAGCAGAAUUACUAUUUAAUGUACACGAUUUGGUCCAUUCUCUUGCAACGAGUGUGGCACAAAAUGAUUUCUCCAUUGUUCGCUUAGAUACUACUAAGAAAGGAGUUUGGUGCAUUUCGUUCUCUAGCACUUCGUUAGAGGGAAUCUCAAAUUUUGAUGGAGUCCCACCUUUUCUGAGAAAGACAACUUCAAAGAGGCUGCAUGGCAUUUAUUUUCAAUACCAAGUUAAUGAUGGAGUUAUUACUAAAGAGUUUGCUAGAAUAUGCAUCACCAAGUUUAACCACUUACGGUAUCUGAAUUUGUCAUAUAGUAGUUUUGAAGAGCUGCCAAGGUCCAUAUGUAAAUUGAAGCAAUUGAGAUCAUUAAGUCUCUAUGGGAACAAGCUAUUGAAGAAGCUUCCGGGUACCAUUUGUGAGCUGCAAAGUUUGCUAGAGUUAUCCCUUGUUGGUUGCUUAGAGCUACGCGAUUUACCCAAAAAUAUGGAAAGACUUGUCAGUCUUAGAUAUCUAUACAUAACAACAAAGCAGAAGAGUUUGCAAGAAAGUGGAAUACAAUACUUGGAAAAUUUGCAAUUUUUGGGACUCAAUGAAUGCGCAAAUCUCCAAGUUUUGUUUGAAGGCACUUGCCGACUAACUCGUCUUCGAGGGUUGGAAAUUGUAGAUUGUAGGGGACCAAUAUCUUUGCCUUUUGGGGAAUUAAAAGCCGUAGAGUCCUUGAAUAUUGCUAGUUCCAAGCUCGCGCUGACCUUGGAGAAUAAGUCCAACUUUUCGUUGAAUCUUCAUACUUUGGUAAUUUAUAACUUUGAACAAGUGAUGGAGCUACUCCAAUGUCUCGAAGGAUCAGCCUACACUUUGGAGUCAUUUUUAGUCUAUGAUUGCCUCGAGCUUGACAUAUGUUCCCGCAUGGCUGCCCAAUCAUACACGUCUCAGAUUAAUUUACUUGAUCCGAUGUCCCAACUUAUCAUCCUUGCCGCAAGAAAUCCAGUCCCUCACUAACCUCAAAGAAUUAUGCAUCGAAUACUGUGGAGAAUUGAGCAAAAGAUGUGAGCCUCAAACCGGCAAGGAUUGGAACAAAAUCGUCCACAUUCCUCGAAUCCAACUUGAUUUGAUAGAUGUACAAUGGACAGAUGAUUAGAUGAACUUUCAUGAUCUAUUUGCCGAGCCAUGUGGUUCUCCACGAAGAUUUGGACUUGCACUCGGCUAAUUCUUCAUCAAUCUCAUUUAUUUUCAGAGAUGAAAACAAUGGUCAUUUAUACUGUACUUUUUUCUUUCUUUCUUCAAAUGGGUGUUGUUCUUUAUUACUUGUUGGUAUCUGUAUUGUGAAUUUCUCUAUGGAGAAAAUGCCUUGUUCGUAUUACAUGAGACCAACUUUAACAUUAUCACCAUUUGAAUUGUCAUAGAACGAUAUUUAUUUUUCAUUCGCUGAUAGGGAAUGAAAUUGCGCCGCAUAGUAAAUUAGUGUCA
Eucalyptus grandis is the source of this 3075-nucleotide messenger RNA. RefSeq names its product putative disease resistance protein RGA3. Gene Ontology annotation, molecular function: ADP binding. NCBI's taxonomy places the organism in Eukaryota, Viridiplantae, Streptophyta, Magnoliopsida, Myrtales, Myrtaceae. The record is from RefSeq and is a predicted model, not a curated record. The transcript is spliced from 2 exons. Gene Ontology annotation, biological process: defense response to other organism. The coding region runs from base 166 to 2607 and encodes 813 amino acids.